Molecule: messenger RNA, 664 nt
Organism: Paramuricea clavata
Lineage: Eukaryota; Metazoa; Cnidaria; Anthozoa; Malacalcyonacea; Plexauridae
Source: the annotation of a GenBank genome assembly
AUGACCAAAACGGUCAUUGGUCGGCCCCGUACGACAACGUACUUUGGCUUGAUCAAGUGCACGGUAUUACCACCUCGUGGACGUUUCCAUCCAGUCCUUCCCUAUCGAACCCAAGGCAACCUGAUGUUUCCUCUGUGCAAAGCCUGCGCUGAUACGUGUCACCAAGCCCCUCGUACUCAUUCCGAGCGUGAACGAGCUAUCCAAGGAACCUGGUGCAGCGUGGAAUUAGAGAAAGCCCUGGAGAAAGGUUACCGUAUCCUCCAAAUGCACGAAGUGUGGCAUUUUCCCGACACCUCCGACGCGCUGUUCAGGGAUUAUGUGGACACUUUCCUCAAAGUCAAGCAAGAAUCCAGUGGUUAUCCCAAGAAUUGUACCACCAAGGAACAGAAAGAGCAGUACGUCGACGAAUACUUGGCAGUCGAAGGAAUACAAUUAGAUCGAGAGAAGAUCGAACACAAUCUUGGGAUGCGUGCAUUGUCCAAACUGAUACUGAAUUCGUUUUGGGGUAUGUAUUUUUAAACGGUUAUGUUCUCGCAUGGACGGCGAGGUAAACUUAUCUUUUACAGGCACUUAUAUUAAAAUUUUCCCCUUAGGAAAAUUUGCGCAACGGUCCAAUAUGGCCAAGGUGGAAUUGAUUAAAGAUCCCCAAGUGUAUUUCGACUAA